Molecule: messenger RNA, 720 nt
Organism: Tilletiaria anomala UBC 951
Lineage: Eukaryota; Fungi; Basidiomycota; Exobasidiomycetes; Georgefischeriales; Tilletiariaceae
Product: putative heat shock protein 10
Exons: 3
Coding region: 195-518 (107 amino acids)
Cellular component (GO): mitochondrial matrix
Molecular function (GO): protein-folding chaperone binding; ATP binding; metal ion binding
Source: RefSeq, a predicted model, not a curated record
GCGACCUUCCAUAGCCGGCCGGUACCGAUGGAAAGCGCUCACUCCUUCAGCAUAUGAAGCUCGCAAGGCUGACAAUGUCCAUGCUUCUAAACCUCCUCAACACAACCUGCAACUUCAUCCACUCAGCUAGAGAGAAACAUCAAACCCCGUGUCAAAAUUGAUUUGCAUUGUAUCUCGGAAACCCGAUUGUAACAAUGGCGAGCCAAUCUACUAUCCGGUCCAUCAAGAGCGUCAUUCCUCUGCUGGACCGUGUGCUAGUGCAGCGCUUCAAGCCAGAGGCAAAGACUGCGUCAGGCCUCUUCCUCCCUUCUUCGUCGACCACCUCGCCGCUACCGGAAGCGCACGUCAUCGCAGCAGGGCCAGGCGCGCUCGACAAGGACGGAAAGACGAUCCCGAUGCAGGUCAAGGCUGGCGACAAGGUUCUGCUCCCGGGGUGGGGUGGCAGCGCGAUCAAAGUAGGGGAGGAGGAGUACCUUCUGAUUAAGGACAGCGAAAUUCUGGCCAAGCUGAAUGAGUAGAAAAGUUCUAGGAGGGUAUGGCGAGCCUGAAGAGUGCCAAGGUAGCACGGGUAACCUCGCUUUGGACGUACCCUCUCCAGCAGACAUCACAUCAACCAAAUGUAUCAUUUAGUGUGCAAGUCACCAGGAAUGAUGCUUCACCGCUCCUAUAGAUUGCAUGUUUGCCCAUAGCGUCCUAAUGCAAGCGGAUCAGAUACAGUAA